This is a messenger RNA of Dentiscutata heterogama, 881 nucleotides long. NCBI's taxonomy places the organism in Eukaryota, Fungi, Glomeromycota, Glomeromycetes, Diversisporales, Gigasporaceae. The record is from the annotation of a GenBank genome assembly.
AUGUCUUUAACUUGGAAUUACCCUGUGACUAGACGUGACGAGUCUAUCGUCGAGGAAUUACAUGGUAUCAAGGUUGCCGAUCCUUACAGGUGGUUGGAAAACCCUGACUCCGAAGAAACAAAGGCGUUCGUUGAUACUCAAAAUGCUCUUACGAAUAAACAUUUGGAGUCUUAUCCUUAUCGCGAAAAGUUUCGUGAAACCCUAACUAAAAUUUAUGACUAUGAGAAAUAUGGUUGUCCUUUUAAACAUGGCAAUCAUUAUUAUUAUUUUUAUAAUACUGGCUUGCAACCUCAAAAUGUCUUAUAUCAAUUGAAAAAUUCUCUUGAUUCCCCACCUGAAGAAUUUUUCAAUGCAAAUGGUACUGCUUCCCUUAAUACGUAUUCCUUUUCAAAAUACGGCAAAUACUUUGCUUAUGGCAUCUCUAAAUCAGGAAGUGAUUGGGUUACAAUAUACGUGAGAACAACUGAAAAUGAUGAACAAAACAAAUUACCGUUGGGUGAUGUGGUUGAAUGGGUUAAAUUCUCAUCCAUUGAAUGGACGCAUGAUGAAGCUGGUUUUUUCUAUAAUAGAUAUCCUGAACCUGAAAAAAGUGAUGAUAAAGGCACUGAAACCGAUACGAAUCUCAAUGCCAUGCUCUAUUAUCACAAAUUAGGCACUUCUCAAUCUGAUGACAUUUUAAUUUAUAAAGACCCGAGCAACCCCGAGUACAUGUUCGAAUCUUCCAUUUCUACAGAUGGUCGCUAUGUAAUUCUCAAAAUUGCAAAGGAUUGUGCUCCUGUAAAUAAAUUAUGGAUCUUUGACUUAAAAAAAACAAAUCAUCAAAUUAUUGAAAAUUGUGAUUUUCUCAAAAUUGUUGAUAAUUUUGAUGCUGAAUUUGAUUA